Messenger RNA from Halichondria panicea, 3906 nucleotides. Its product is annotated as transient receptor potential cation channel subfamily A member 1-like. Gene Ontology annotation, cellular component: membrane. Gene Ontology annotation, molecular function: protein binding; monoatomic ion channel activity. NCBI's taxonomy places the organism in Eukaryota, Metazoa, Porifera, Demospongiae, Suberitida, Halichondriidae. The record is from RefSeq and is a predicted model, not a curated record. The transcript has 2 exons. Gene Ontology annotation, biological process: transmembrane transport; monoatomic ion transport. The coding region runs from base 132 to 3668 and encodes 1178 amino acids.
CGUGACUCAGCAGAAGUUAGUGCAUUAAUGAGGUGGAAAACUCUCAGUAUUAAUUUUUCUUGUCCCAUGCUGAAAAGCUGCCAGUUACAGUUUUCACUUUUUAAUCUGAGAAAUCCUGUGACGCUAAAAAGAUGUCAAAGCAAACCUCUAUCGAUUUGGAACCCAUUUAUGAGGAAAAAGACAAGGCGGUGCCAUCUCCCAGCAUUAAGUCUACGCCCAAAGCUGCAACACUGAAACGAAGACUCACAAGAUCGUUUAGUAUAAGGAGGUUUUCAUUGAGGCAGCUAAGCCUAGAACUGUGCUUAUACGAAGACUCAGUACCUGUUAUCACACUGGUCACUGAAGGAAGGCUGGAGGAGCUGAAGAGUGCUGUAAAGGAGCACAAUUUGACCCUGACAGAGGUUGACGCAAAUGGUAAAACACUUUUGCAUCAUGCCGUUCUACACAACCAAGAGCUCAUCAUGUCGUUCCUGAUUGAUAAUGGUGGUAAUAUGGAUGCUGUGGAUAAUAGUGGAAACACUCCUCUCCAUCUAGCUGCUGACAAUGAUCUUCCUGAAGCCUGUCACCUCCUGUUGACAAAUGGUGCAAACGAUUCCAUCCUUAAUAAAGACGCAUACGCCCCGCUGCAUCUUGCAGCUCGAGGGAAAAACAAGUCUCUUUCAGCCAUAUUAGACCACCCUAUUAAUACAUCUGUGCAAGGACAUCGUGGCAUGACUGCAGUACAUAUUAUCUGUGAGCACGACAACAUCGAAGGAAUGGACAUCAUUCAGACCAAGGUUAUUGCUGAUCUAUUGAAGACCAAACAAACGGAUUUCAAAAUAAAAUUUUUAGCCCCUGACGACAAUGGACUGACUCCAAUUCAUCUAGCAGCUCGGAAAAAUUCUUACCGAGUGCUCGAUUACAUUAUCCACAGGGCAAUUGAGUUUGGGCAUGAUAUUGACGUAGUGUUCGGAUUUCUGGACGAGGAUAACAGUACUCCACUACACGCUGCCAUAGACAGCUGCAACAUAGAAGUCGUUGAGGUACUGCUUAAAUACGGAGCCUCUCCAGUCGACUCCAAGGGCGACCUCAUCCCCCCUCUGCAUCUGGCCUGCUCUCAAGGAAAAUCCGACAUGGUCAAGAUGAUGGUGGAGCAUGCUGGUCCUCAAAUCAUUUCAUCCACAGAUCAACAACAGAAGACACCUCUCCACCAUUGUACACUGUCCAUCCACAGCUCCUUUAUGAUCCCCUUCUUAAUCCAAAAUGGAAAAGGAAUUAUCCAGAUUGAUGCUCACGAUGCAAGAGGCCGUACUCCCUUACAUAACGCCAUCACCUCAGCUAAUCUGGUCGGUACCAAAGAGUUGAUUUCGUACGGGGCGAGUCCACUUGCCAAGGAUAAGAAAGGAUUAAAUGCUCUUCAUCUUGCGUUGACCAACAAAAAGAAGGUGAUAGUCAAUGCUCUUUUAGAGCUGUCCUGUGCUCCUGAGCUGAUUAGCCAAACUUGUAACAAAGGAUACUCAGCAAUCCAUCACGCUCUUCAUGUAGGCCAUAGUGAAGUGAUCCCUAAAAUGAAUGCAGCCCUCCGUCACGCUUCUGAGGUUCAGAAAAUGGAAGACGAAGAAGGAAAUAACUACCUUCACAUAGCUGCCGGUAAAGGUGAUUUCAAAGCUCUGAAAGCUCUCCUAAACGUGCCUCAGAUUUACCUGCUGCUGAACGAACCCAACAACUGUGGCAUGACCCCACUUCACUCUGCUGCCACUGCAGGUAAUUUUCGAUGCAUUGACCUCCUGUUAAACAAUGGUGCCAUGUUCCACAAAGCCUUGAAUGGCGAAACAGCAUUCAUGAUAACUUGCAAGAAAGGCUUUACGAGUUGUGCCACGCUGCUGCUACAGUCGCAACCGUCGCAGAUUGAAGUCACUGAUGAACAUGGCAAUACUGCUCUUCAUGCAGCGGCAAUAAGCAAGACACCAUCACUGAUUACGUUAAUACUUGACAAAAAUUGCAAGCUGGGUGCCAACUUUGAAUCACUAAGCUUCUUUGACAUGAUCAUUGACAGUGGUGACUUGGACUGUGUGCUGGCAGUGAUCAACCAUGAUCGCUGGCAGGAGUGUCUCGACUUUUUCUCUCCUUCUUGCCCCAGCCCCUUUAUACGACUUAUUGAGCAAAUGCCUAAAGCGGCCAAAGCAGUGCUAGAUCGAUGUCACUCGAGAGCCACCCUCGACAAAUCCCAUCCAGACUAUUGGGAAUCCUUUGAUUUUAAGUACCUCUACAGCCAAAAAUUGAAGGAGAGUAAGAUCGACGAUAGUCUCACUUUUGCUUCCAAUUCAGUACACCCAGAAAAAGAAGAUGUUUCUGAGGCAACAGUAAAUUACAAAGGAAACGGUCGAAGUAAAUUACCUCAAGAUCAAAGUCCAAUACGUGUGAAGGAAGUAAAUUUUGGACAGAAGACAAUGAAAGUCUUACAGAAGAUGAAACAAUUCAAACGGCAAGCUCUUCUAACUCAUCCAGUAGCGAAUACUUAUUUGGAGUUAAAGUGGCGAAGGUAUGGGGGUAUCUACUAUUAUAGUGUGUACGCCUUCAUAUUCAUAAUGGUUGUCCUUCUUUCAACAUUUGUUGUGCUUGCUCCACAUCCACUUAAACAGCUUAGCACUGUAAACGAGACUGAUCCGAACAGUACUGAAAUCGAGGAACUCUUAGCUCUCACUCUGGAACUCAAAGUGAUACGCGGUGUGACUGUAGGCUUGAAUACACUUUACCUAAUAUUCAUCAUUUUGAAUAUUUUCAUACUUAUUAAAAGGAAAUGUGGUAUUGGUUUAUUCCUUCGAAUUAUAGUCAACAAAAUCUUAUCGGUGAUCUUUAUGUAUGUCUUUUUUUUAUACUCCAAUCCGGUAGCAUGGCAACUGGGAGCUGUCAGCUGCUUUUUGUCGUGGCUGUCUCUCUUCCUACUCUUAGAGACUCUUUCACUCCCUGGUACCAUUGUUAAAAUGCUUCUCGAAGUUACCAAAACAGUUCUCCUUGUACUUUUUGUUAGCACAUUCUUGUUGCUUGCAUUUGCCUUCUCAUUCUACAUCCUCGCUGGCAAUCUCGGUGACUUUGACAAUGUUGGAUACUCUUUUCUCUCUAUAUUUGGCUUUAUGCUGGGAGAGUUGCCCUAUGACAAGUAUGUCAGAUUAGAUGUGGCUGGGGAUCUGCGUUUUGGGACAACUGUUCUUGUUUUCAUUAUGUUUUUGGCCAUUUUACUAGGCAUUGUCCUUGCUAACGUACUCGUUGGCUUAGCUGUGGGGGACAUUGAAAGAGUAAAGUUGAAUGCCAUUCUGCAGAGAAAGGACAUUGAGAUCGAAUACUUUGCUCAGGUAGACGCCUCAAUUCCAAGAGGAACUUUGAAACGCUUUUCUCUUCUAUCGCACACCAUCUAUCUGAAUAGGAAUCGUUUGAUAUGGUCAUUAUGGCGAGAAAGUUGGAAGUGGAUUGAGCAUCAAAUCGAACCAGAACAAUCAGACACUACUAGCUCUGCAAACAUUGCAGCGUGCAUCUCAGAUAUUGCCGACCUAAAGCUCCACGUUCUCGAGCUGAAGGAGACACUGCAGCUGAUGCAAGAAACAAAUGCCGAGUUAAGACGCUAUCAUGGUCUGUCAGCUCAGAGCAGCAUGAGUUUAUUUGAUUUUAACGCUAGUGAAGAGCUUAUAUAGUUUUUUUUUGGCACAUGCAUGCACAUUAUCAUUUAUAUAUAUGCACCACGAUUUAAUAUAAAUACUUAUUGCAAGGAAUGGUGCAAAAAGUGGGAAAUGAUUGACCAUAAUUAUUACGUUUGUUUUCUAUGACUAGAUCUAGAAGCCUAUAAAAGCUUUUACUUCUCGAUCUUGCACAUCACAUAUCAUUGAGCAACUGUAGCAGUCUACACAAAUAUGCUACUAUAUACCUUGCUGU